AUGGCUGAAGUGAUCAUGGCGAAGGAGAGCAUUCGAUUCGUAUUCUUCCACGAUACUCGAAGCUUAGUUGCCAGAUUGUCGGGCUCAAUAUUUUAUGCAAAUGGCUUAAUAUCUUUGAUUCUUACAUGGAGAUUCAUAGGUGCUUGGGAUUGUCUAUCACAACAUUGGUUAAGAAAUGAUUUGUUAACUGGUUUGAAUGUAGAAUCAGAUAAAUAUAUUAAAAGGAAAAUCAUUUUUGUUACAACGUUUGUUAGCGUAUGCGCUAUUGUCGAACACAUAUUCAGUAUGAUAGCUGCGAUCGGCUUCAAUUGCAGUUCGGUUGAAGAAUGUUUCCGGACGUACAUUUUGAUAUCACACGGAUUUUUAUUACAAAGUUACGAAUAUGACUUAUGGUUGGCGAUUCCAAUAUUUAUUUUAAGUAAAUUGGCAACUAUUUUAUGGAAUCUACAAGAUUUGACCAUAAUAUUGAUGAGUAUGGGUCUAACAUCUCGAUACAAUAUGUUAAAUUUGUACACGAGAAAGUUAAUUCAACGUGAAUAUCAGAAAAAACAAAACUAUAGUAAACUAACGUAUCUACACAUCGAUCAAUGGCGUAAGCUCCGUCGAGCGUACGCGCGUCAGGCAAACUUAGUACGCUCUCUAGAGAGACAUCUAGGACCAUUAGUUCUGCUAUCGAAUCUGAAUAAUUUGUAUUUCAUCUGUCUACAACUUUAUUUGGGUAUAAGAAUAACAUCAAGAUCUUGGAUAAGUCGAACAUAUUAUUUGUUAUCUCUGACUUGGCUUUUAUCUAGAGCCUGUGGUGUUGUCUUAGCUGGUGCUGCUAUUAUUUUAUACUCAAAAAAGUCUUUACCUGAUUUAAAAUCCUGCUUAAGUGCCACUUACAACAUAGAGGUAAAAAGAUUAAUUACACAGUUGACUUACGAUAGUGUUGGUUUAAGUGGAAUGAAAUUAUUUACCUUGUCCAGACAAAACUUACUAGAGGUAGUAGCAACUGUUAUCAAAUACGAACUAAUAUUAUUGCAAUAUGACAAGUGA
Molecule: messenger RNA, 1035 nt
Organism: Papilio xuthus (Asian swallowtail)
Lineage: Eukaryota; Metazoa; Arthropoda; Insecta; Lepidoptera; Papilionidae
Product: gustatory receptor for sugar taste 64a-like
Exons: 8
Coding region: 1-1035 (344 amino acids)
Biological process (GO): detection of chemical stimulus involved in sensory perception of taste; sensory perception of chemical stimulus
Cellular component (GO): membrane
Molecular function (GO): taste receptor activity
Source: RefSeq, a predicted model, not a curated record